AUGCAGAACGGCCGUGGACGCCACAAGAACGGCAGCGUCAAGGCCUGCAAGGGUAGUCAGCGUGGCUCAAUCGCUCCUCUUGUAUCCCAGCAACCUCUGACAGCCCGACCGAAAGCCUCCUUUGCCAGCGAUAACAGUGUAGACAACUCCGACGCUGCCUCUGUUGCCCUGUCCACCUCCACUGAUACCACCACAGCCGGCAGUCCUCCCCCCCAAGCAAAGGCCAUGUCUAGGAAAACAUCAUCGCCGAUGGCGCCCCCUUUCAUGGUGUCUGCGCCGGGCAAGGUGAUCGUGUUCGGAGAACAUGCGGUCGUGUACGGCAAGGCUGCCAUGGCCGCCGCGAUUUCACUCCGAUCCUAUUUCCUCGUUACCACCCUCUCCAAAUCGCACCGCACCAUUACCUUGAACUUCCGAGACACGGGCUUGGACCAUACUUGGAAUAUCGAUGAAUUGCCCUGGGACGUCUUCCAUCACCCAUCAAAAAAGAAAUACUACUAUGACCUCGUCACCUCCCUCGACCCUGAGCUGCUCGAUGCAAUCACACCCCACGCGGAGAGCGUCUCUCCAGGAUUGCCAGAAGAGCAACGGAAAACCCAUCGACGUUCUGCGCUGGCAUUCCUCUACCUCUUCUGCUCUCUGGGUUCGCCCCAGCAUCCCGGGGCCAUUUACACUCUUCGGUCCACUAUCCCCAUUGGCGCAGGUCUAGGCAGCAGUGCUAGUGUUUGUGUCUGUAUGAGUGCUGCGCUGCUUCUCCAAAUCCGCACCCUGGCCGGCCCCCACCCCGAUCAGCCUCCCGACGAAGCUGAGACGCAAAUCGAGCGGAUCAAUCGCUGGGCGUUUGUGGGAGAGCUGUGUACUCAUGGGAAUCCGAGCGGGGUGGACAACACGGUGUCCGCGGGCGGCAAGGCCGUGAUUUUCAGGCGUGAGGAUUACUCCAAGCCUCCGUCGGUAUCUUCGCUACCCAAUUUCCCCGAACUGCCCUUACUUCUGGUGGACACCCGCCAAGCCCGUUCCACAGCCGUCGAGGUCGCCAAAGUCGGGAGAUUGAAACAGGAACAUCCUGUGGUGACGGAGGCCAUCCUUGACGCGAUAGAUAAAGUCAACACGUCCGCGGAGGAGCUCAUACGGGACUGUGACCCGAAGGGGGUUUCCGAGGAGACGCUCCAGCGCCUAGGAGCGUUGAUCCGGGUGAACCAUGGCUUCCUGGUCUCCCUGGGAGUCUCUCAUCCCAGACUGGAACGGAUUCGUGAACUCGUUGAUCAUGCCGACAUUGGCUGGACAAAAUUGACCGGCGCGGGUGGCGGUGGAUGCGCUAUAACACUCCUACACCCGGAUGUGGACCAAGCCGCCGUCGGCGAGCUGGAUGACAAGCUCUCCGCGGAAGGGUUUCAGAAGUAUGAGACGAUGUUGGGAGGGGAUGGGGUAGGUGUGUUGUGGCCUGCUGUGCUCCACAAUGGAACCGAUGAAGAAGGGGGCGAGGAGAUUGACCAGCAGAAGUUCGAAAACGCUGAUGGCCCCGAAGGAAUUGAACGGCUUGUCGGCGUCGGAAUGCAGGAAAAACGAGAGGGCUGGAAGUUUUGGAAACGAGCCACGCACUGA
This is a messenger RNA of Aspergillus tanneri, 1599 nucleotides long. It is a transcript of the gene erg12, whose product is annotated as mevalonate kinase. Gene Ontology annotation, molecular function: ATP binding; mevalonate kinase activity. The transcript has a single exon. NCBI's taxonomy places the organism in Eukaryota, Fungi, Ascomycota, Eurotiomycetes, Eurotiales, Aspergillaceae. Gene Ontology annotation, biological process: isoprenoid biosynthetic process; ergosterol biosynthetic process. Gene Ontology annotation, cellular component: cytoplasm. The record is from RefSeq and is a predicted model, not a curated record. The coding region runs from base 1 to 1599 and encodes 532 amino acids.